GAGAGAGAAGAAGAAGGAGAAGAAGAAGAAUAUAUAUAUAUAUUCAUUUAUAUAUACAUACAGAGGAUAUACUAUUGAAUUAAAGGGAUACUUUGCAUUAUCAUAAAACUUCGUCAGACUCAUAUUAUUUGCAUUCAGAUCAGAUGGACGUGAUUUCAAUUACCAAACCAUCGCUUUUGUACAACGAUGUUGAUAUCGACUCGGAUGUGGACAUGUCCGAUGCCGAAGAAACUAAUAAGGAAUCCAUUGUCACACCAGGGGAGCUUGUAACGGAUGAUCCUGUGUGGAUGAAAGGUCAUGGGACCUACUUUUUGCACGACCAAACCUAUUCCUCUGUCGCUGGGAAUGUAUCUAGAGUCAACCGAUUAUUAAGUGUGAUACCGUUAAGAGGAAGAUACCAGGCCGAGACUGGUGACCAUGUAGUUGGUAGAAUUACCGAGGUUGGUCCUAAACGGUGGAAGGUGGACAUCGGAUGUAAACAGGAUGCUGUAUUGAUGCUUGGGUCUGUGAACUUGCCUGGUGGGGUGCUUCGUAGAAAGUCUGAAAGUGAUGAGUUACAAAUGCGUAAUUUCUUGAAAGAGGGGGAUUUAUUGAAUGCUGAAGUACAGAGUAUUUUCACCAAUGGGUCUGCGUCAUUGCAUACACGUUCUCUCAAGUAUGGGAAGUUACGUAAUGGGAUUUUCCUCAAGGUUCCAUCAUCAUUAGUCGUCAAGUCUAAAAAUCAUUCCUACCAACUUCCGGGAAACAUAAACGUCAUUGUAGGGGUUAACGGAUACAUAUGGUUGAGUAAGAUCAAGGCUGGUUCUAGUAGCAGUGCUAAUGCAUCUACAAACAAGGCCCAAGCAUCAUUAGACGUGGCGCUGGGCCUGGGUUCAUAUGCACCAGGCCAAGGAUCUGUAUCGAUCACCCGUUUGGAAGAAGAAAGUUCAUGGGAAAUCUAUUCUGAUAAGAACGAGGCCAUUUCAAACUCUGUUCGUCAAACGAUAGCACGUUAUUACAAUGUGAUUAAGGCUUUAAGUUACGGAGAAUUGGGGAUCACAGAACAACGUAUUGUAAUGGGGUAUGAGGCCAGUUUGGCAUAUGAAGAUGUUGGCAGUUUGAUAGACAAGGAAGCCAUGGAGGGUAUCUGUCAAGACGUGACCAAUAACGAAAAGAUGAGAGGUUAGAUCUAGAGAAGUACCAUAGUAUUAAUAUAAAAAUAAAAUAAAAUAAAAUAAAAUACAUUCCUAUCUUUCUUCUUUAUAUAUAUACUACUACUACUAUGCUAUUCACCCGGGAAAUCCACCUGUUAUGGUAUUAUAGGUGGGGUAAUUCUUGCCAUGCCAAAAUAUUUUUAAUGCUUUUGUUUUCUUUGU
Molecule: messenger RNA, 1355 nt
Organism: [Candida] anglica
Lineage: Eukaryota; Fungi; Ascomycota; Pichiomycetes; Serinales; Debaryomycetaceae
Source: the annotation of a GenBank genome assembly